ACUUUUGGAGGUGUGCACAUUUACCACGACUCCUCCUCUGUGAGUCAACCUGCUCUGCUUCCUUUAUAUGACCCUCCAGCAUUUUGACUGCUGCCAUUUUUUCUCUGCUGCCUGUUUCCUUCACACAUCAGAAGCAAAAUGACGUCUGGAGUAAAAGUCUGCGACGAUGUGAAAAACAUCAUCACCAAAAUGAAAGUGGUGAAAAGUGAUGAUGCCGAGGCGGAUCGCAUUAGAUUGCUGAUAUUGGUCAUCGACACCGGCGAAAUCAAAAUCGAGAAAUGUCUCCUUCAGAAAGAUGUCGAGGGCGAGGCGGACGUAUUCAAGCUGGUCGUAAGUCUGAUGAAACCUGAUAAGUGCUGCUACCUUUUGUACGACUGCCACUUUGAAACGAAGGAAUCAAGUAGAAAAGAGGAACUGGUCUUCAUGCUGUGGGCUUCUGAUACUGCAAAAAUCGGCGAAAAAAUGAUUUACGCUUCCUCCAAAAGUUCUCUAAACAACCUGUUGGAUGGUGUCAAGCAUAGGUUGCAGAUAAAUGACAUUGCAGAUAUGGACAGGGCGGACUUUGGCAAAAGGCUUGGAAACGUGGUGAAGCUCGAGGGCAACAGUGUUUAAUUGUACUUUUCCCAGCAGGCACUUCGCGCUUUCCCCGUUUUUUGUAAAGAGGUACAUUUAAAGGGAUUUGAGGGGAUAAUUGCAAGAUUUUCCCAUUGAACUUUGUUUUUGCAGUGGGUCCACAACAGGGGAAGUUAAGAUUUGGGCUUUUGAUGAGUUUAGAUUCCACAAACCCCUCAUGUUUAUUCCCUCUAAACUUUCCAGGCACACACGUACAUAAGCCAGUCACGUCAUUUUUCAUACUUCUAAAGUAAUAUUAAUUUGCUGUUUAUUUACAUGCAUACUGUUCAAUUCUUAUGUGUCAACCCAAAGGACUCCCUAUUCAAGUUCAAUAGGUCUAAAUGACUGUGCUUGUAAAUUUAAGGUGACUGUUUUUCCUAUUGCCUGACUAUUACAAAGAAAGUUUAAACAAAAUGAAACAGUUGUACUGUAAGUAUUAUCAAAUAAAUUCAUUGCAAUCUG
Pungitius pungitius (ninespine stickleback) is the source of this 1074-nucleotide messenger RNA. It is a transcript of the gene cfl1l, whose product is annotated as cofilin 1 (non-muscle), like. Gene Ontology annotation, molecular function: actin filament binding. The transcript is spliced from 4 exons. Lineage: Eukaryota; Metazoa; Chordata; Actinopteri; Perciformes; Gasterosteidae. Gene Ontology annotation, biological process: actin filament fragmentation; actin filament severing. The record is from RefSeq and is a predicted model, not a curated record. Bases 139 to 612 code for a protein of 157 amino acids. Gene Ontology annotation, cellular component: actin cytoskeleton; cytoplasm; actin cortical patch.